CCAUGUCAAGGCGCAAGGUGUCGUGGAGCAACGCUCCCCGAUAUAUUAGCAAAUCUAUGUUGCUACACGUGCAACACGUUACUGGCAGCAAAUCGAGACUUCGGAUGUCCGUGUAGCAGCGUUGGUAAAAAGCUUUCCCGCCUAGAUCCAAAUACUUCAUUCAAUGUGGUAAUCGGAAUCACGGGUCCCCCUGCCAUUAUAGAGGUUGCAGUGAUGCUGGACACGGUCGAGGGUCUCCGGGUUGUCACGAUAAGCUGCAAAGGUGUUGUACUCGCCGUUGUUAUCUGCUUCGCGAUAUUAAUAGACGCCCGAGAUGUGAUACUGUUCACAGUAUGUCCGUUGUCAUAUGCGUUUCUGCCCGGGGGCCUAAUUCCGUGGCCGCAGUUGUCCAGAUUGGCAACGCUCCACGGCACGGGACUACCAUUUUACAGUGCUUUAACGUUGCUACAUCAGUGUUACGACCAUAUCGAAGUGCUACAUACCAGCAAUCGAGUCCCCGAGUUGACCCCUCGACAAUGAUGUAACUGGAGGCGGUACUUCAUAUCUGCAUGUCUUCGAGCUCAUGUGCAAUCGUGUGCAUUGAAGACGAGAGCGCUCAGCGCAUUCUGGUGAAUCACAUUAUGGGCAACACUCAUAACGCACUGUCAUAUCCACAAACUAUACCUCGUCCGGCCUGGUCCAUAAACCACCACCUCACGGCCUAUAAGGUUGCAGGAAGGAAGCUGUCCGACGGUAGUACGAGAAGGAAAUUGUUUUAAGGCGGGGGUCAAUGAUAGUCUACGAAAUCGUCAGUGAUGCGGUGCCAUCAGCUCACCUCAGACAAGCCACGACAUGGAAAACAUGCUAACCUCUCGAUAAUGGUGCAUGAUACAUCCUGCAUAGUAUCACCUUCGCUCGUCGAUAAGUACGACCUAUGACUUACUGUCCGUCCUUCGAUGAAUCAA
Molecule: messenger RNA, 944 nt
Organism: Suillus discolor
Lineage: Eukaryota; Fungi; Basidiomycota; Agaricomycetes; Boletales; Suillaceae
Exons: 1
Coding region: 214-519 (101 amino acids)
Source: RefSeq, a predicted model, not a curated record